UAAGAGAGAAGGGAAAGUAGCAACGCCCCUCGUUUGUGCUGCCCGGAACCGGGCCUGGGCAGCGCUGCGGAGCUGUUGGCUGCAGAUGCGGUUACUUCGUUCCCGAGGCGUAGCACCCUUUUGCAAAGCGUUCUAUCUACAACGCUUUCACAAGCUUCAGCCUUGGGCUUGUGCUCGGCAGCUUCUUGUUGGUUGUGCGAAGAAUGGGGCUCGUCUGGUAAAAACCCUUGCAGAAAGUCCUCUGACUAAUGUUAAUUUCUGAGUACGGGCUUUCAAAUGAGCAACAAUGAGUGGAUGCUGUUAGCUCCGUCCCAGGAAUACCGAGAACACAUCCAUAGGAUGGAGUCAGAGCACCUCAGGUUGCGUCGGGCCAACCAGGACCUUCUACAAAGGCUCAGAGUGAAGCAGGAGGAGAUAAGAAAAAGUCUUCCCAGCAAGCCACUUCUUCCAGCAUCUCUUUGUAAUAGAGCAACCAUUGAAGCAUCUGUCCCCUUGCCCAAGAGAGGGAAGGAAAAUCAAGUUGAUCGUGUGUUCACACAGCACAAUCCUGCAACAUUGGUGUCUGUGGAACCCAGAGCUUGCACAGCCAGAGCAGCCCUCUGUUCAUCACUCAAACACAGCAGCAAUGACAGAGGGGUGCAGCAACAAACGAAGAUUCAGGAAUCAGUUUUGCAAUCCUGCUUUCCUGGUAAAGAGAAAAAUCUUACACCUGUGUCUGCAAUCACUACAUGUGAUAGAGAAACUUGCAAAGUGGUUGGGGAUAGCCAUGCUCAAGGAAGUGCAGAGGAAGACUCAUGCCAUCUGGGAUGUGGAAAGAACAGAAGACAGACCACUCUUCCACAUGGUUCCAGUGAGAAGAAUGAGCUUAGGGGUCAUUUGGACCCAUCAGCAAAUAAAGUACAAAGUGAAGAGACCUCCAAAGAAGCCACAACACCUAAAUCAAUCCUGCUGACAUCUCAGUCCAAAGAAUUGAAGAAGGAAGGUGGUCGUGUGACUUUUCAAGCUGAACCUGAAGAAUGUACUGUGCCUGUGAGUAGCUGGUCCAUGCGUCCGUUCCUGGGCUACGACUGGAUUGCAGGUCUUCUAGAUACAAACUCUUCAGUAGCAGAAAAAUCUGAUCAAUAUUUUGCUGAGCUCCACGAGUUUCGACAGGCCAACAAAGAAGCAUGUAUCUCUGAGCAGCACAUGGAGACCGAGCCUCUGGAAUACAUAAUUCCUGAACAAGAUUUGAUAGCCAGUUCCCAUAAAUGUGUUUACUGUUACCGAUUAAACCAGCGCCUCUUUCCUGUCCCUAUGGAUUCAGAUUCUGCCUGUCCUGUAUGUAAGGUCCCACGUACCCACCAGCCCCCAGAGACACUGGAAGAGCCAGCCUAUGUCAGGGUCAGCAUUCCGAGGUCUACUCUUAUGCCUGCCUACAAAUACAAAGCUCACUGCAGGAAAAGCUUUGAACCAGCAGACAGCCUAGCGUUACCUUCGCAUUGCCUGGUUGGCUGGGAAAAUACCAUUCCUUCCAGUGACCCCGCAGUCAGCAGCUUGGAUCUGCAAGCUUCAUUGAAAGAGAAACCUCACCAUUCUCAUCUGAACCUGGUGUCCAGAGUGUCAGGAGGAACCAGAAUUGACCAGCUUCUGAACCUGACCUACUCAACACUCUUCAGAUUAAGCAGUGCUUCUCACAGAGGGACCAAAACAAACAUGGACACUGCAGAGCAGCUUCACUUUUAAAUACUACUGCCUCAACUGUGGACCCCUGACUUGUUUCCACUCCCUGCCCCCAUCCCUUCCCCAGGGCCAACAAGUUAAUUUCUUUAAAAAUAAAUCCUCAAACGAGGAGAUUUUUUUUCCUAAUUUUCGUAGUGCCAUACCUCUAUCAGCAAGCAAUCCACUUACUUCAACGUACAAACUCAUGGCUUUUCACUUUGCACAUUUUGCAGCUACUUCUAAGCAGGUGCAUGAGCUUUCCUACCUAAGGAUUUAUAAAGAGACGUGGACUGGACCACUAGCAGAACAGUAGCAACAGAUGUGUACAGGGUUCAUCUGCCAUUUCAGUUAAGCAAAUCAGAAAUGUAGUGUUAUCUGAGAAUGCUAGGGCAAGGAAUUAGCUUAUGGAUGGCCACGUUCAAUGGGAAGCAUACAAAUAUGCUUAUUUUCAGACACGUGAAGCAUAACAAAUGCAAAUCACUACUGCCUUAAACUUGAGAUACUCAACAGUGUAGUUAAAAAAUCCAGUUUAUCUUCAGUUCAGUGUCUGUAGCUACAGGGUACAUUACAGAGUCAUUAUAAACUUGGAAAAGCACAUUUUAUUACUCAAAAACCUAGAAAAUGCCUUAAGAUAUUUGCAAGUUACACUUACCUCUACUUUUCCAAGGUUUUUGGAGGUUAGCAAAAAAUCUUUGUGGAGAACAGUUUAAGAGCAAAAGCAGUAUGUUCUGUAUGGUAUGAUUUGCUUGAACUUCGUGGUAUGAUCUUUUCUUAUCUAAAAAUGAUAAAACAGACGUCAUGUUUUGUCUCCAGUAAUCCUGAAAGAUGAAUUCCUCUCCUAAGAAUUCUGGAAGUUAUUGUGUAAUCUUGACUUGUAAUUGCAUUCAUAAGCUUUAAAUCAAGUUUAUUGGUGAGAGCAAACUUCACAGAGAGCUUUGGGUUUGCACCAAUAUUUUCAGCUUCUCGCUGUUCGGUGUUAAUUAAUUAAUGUACCCAAUACUUUCUAAAACAAAUGUAUGAUCAGACUUUUUUAAGCAAGGGAGCAGUGUUACAAGUGUAUGAAGUGUUACUGCGUGACUGGAAUGGAAAGCGAAUGGCAUGACUGACUAGUUUUAUUUGGGUUGAAUAUUUAGGGUAAAGUGAAAGGAAUUGGUCGCAUUCUUUCCUCUAAAGCACAAUCCCAAGCUCUCUCUCCCUCAGUAAUGUUUUUUACUGUGUUCAUACAUGCUCUUUCAGAUGGAGCUUCCCAGAAGUACUCAGUCUUAAAAGUAUAUCUACUGAGAUAGAUAGAUAGAAGUGAUCAUCUGAGCUGUCCCAUGUGCACUUAUUGCUAAUAAAAAAUUCACUUUCACAG
Molecule: messenger RNA, 3052 nt
Organism: Meleagris gallopavo (turkey)
Lineage: Eukaryota; Metazoa; Chordata; Aves; Galliformes; Phasianidae
Source: RefSeq, a predicted model, not a curated record